AAUGUCAGUGUCAAAUCAAGUGCCCAUGUUUACUUUGUGUUUGUCUAAAAAUCAAUAAAUCUAACAAAAUAGCAACAAAUGUAGCAGAAUAAUUAAACUCAAUGGUGUACUAAGACACGUGAGUGGUGUUAAUUAACAGACAUUACUGAUAUUCUCUCCGUUAACUUCAAAAGGCGGCAAAUCAUGUCGUCUGAUUCUGUCAACAUGGGCGACAAUAAUUUAAAAUUACUGAAACAAGGCGCAGAAGCCAAGCUAUUCAUUUGUAACUAUCUGGGAAGACCAACAUUGAUCAAAGAAAGAUUCAAGAAAAACUAUCGCCACAGUGAUUUGGACGAAAUAAUAACCAAAGAUCGGAUGAAGAACGAGGCGCGUUCCAUAGUCCGUUGUAAAGCUGCGUUUGUCAGAACUCCAGCAUUAUAUUUAGUUGACUUCCAUAGACGACGAAUUUAUAUGGAGUACAUAGAGAAAAGUGUGACCGUAAAGGAUUUUAUAAUUAAUCAUGUAAAAGAAGAAGCACAUAAAAAACAAUUAAAUAUAGUUGCUGAAUUGAUUGGGCAGACUGUGAGGAAAUUACAUGGCUUCAAUAUAAUUCACGGGGAUUUGACAACAUCUAAUAUGCUCUUGGUUCCUAAGGCCGAAACUGAAGACCCUCAAUGGUUCUUCGGAGAGCUAGACUUAGUAAUGAUAGAUUUUGGUCUGUCAUACAUUGGAUCAAGUGGAGAAGAUAAAGGAGUAGACUUAUAUGUAUUAGAAAGAGCGAUUAUAAGUACACAUAAUGACUACCCUAAAUUAUUUGGCGUAAUAUUUGAAGCGUAUAAGAAUCAAUGCAAGAGAAACAUUGGAGAAACUUUGAAUAAGUUCGAAGAAGUACGAGCGAGAGGGAGAAAACGAACGAUGGUUGGAUAGAUUUAAGAAAUAAAGUUUUUUGUUUGUA
Molecule: messenger RNA, 934 nt
Organism: Helicoverpa armigera (cotton bollworm)
Lineage: Eukaryota; Metazoa; Arthropoda; Insecta; Lepidoptera; Noctuidae
Gene: Prpk
Product: EKC/KEOPS complex subunit TP53RK
Exons: 1
Coding region: 184-906 (240 amino acids)
Biological process (GO): protein phosphorylation
Cellular component (GO): cytosol; nucleus; EKC/KEOPS complex
Molecular function (GO): ATP binding; protein serine/threonine kinase activity
Source: RefSeq, a predicted model, not a curated record